Mobula hypostoma (lesser devil ray) is the source of this 2406-nucleotide messenger RNA. Its product is annotated as CD276 antigen-like. NCBI's taxonomy places the organism in Eukaryota, Metazoa, Chordata, Chondrichthyes, Myliobatiformes, Myliobatidae. The coding region runs from base 731 to 1540 and encodes 269 amino acids. The record is from RefSeq and is a predicted model, not a curated record. Gene Ontology annotation, cellular component: external side of plasma membrane. Gene Ontology annotation, biological process: positive regulation of T cell proliferation; cellular response to lipopolysaccharide; immune response. The transcript has 6 exons.
GCAUUGUGUGUGUUUAUGGUCCUGGCGAUCCGUCUACAGACCUAUAACAGCAGGUAGAAGCUGCCCUUCAGCAUGGUGGGACGUGCUUUCAGGAUUUUGUGUCUGCUGCCCGAUGGGAGGGGAGAAGAGAGAAUGUAGAUGGGUGAAUGAGGUCUUUGAUGAUGUCGGCAGCUUUACCCAGAGGGACAGGAGUAGGCAGAGCCCACGGAGGGGAGGCUCGAUUCCGUCAUGAGCCGUGCUGGGUCAACACAAAUGUCAAGUGCUCACAGCGUUGCUUAUCUUCAGUGAUCAGCCUUGUGAGUGCGGCUCAAGGACCGCAGGGUUUCAUCGCUUUCGUCCAAAGACUCGUUUCUUGCGGGAGUUCACCUACCGAAUGGUGUGAAAACUAUUCAAGGAAAUGUACGUUAAACAAAAAGCAAACUGCAAUCCUGCGCAGACGGCUCGUGAGCACAGUAAUGGGAAUGUCUCUGCGUGUUUUGCAAUCUCGUGGGCGGAGUCUCCGUGCUUUAAAGUUAAUAUAUCGGACGAUCUCUUCCAUUGCCCGAUGUCUCGGCGUGACUCGCCCUCCCUCUGACUCCCUGUUCUCCAGGUUUGAAAGGAUUUGCUCAAAUUCGGAGGAAGGGUUGGAGAGAGGAGAAAGUUUCUGAACUUUCGUGGAAGUUUCACUCUGAUUCGAUCCACAUUCUCAGCGAGACGAACCCAGCGCUUCUGUCCGCCCCGCUGGAGAAGAAUGCCGGUACUGAUUCUGACCAUGUGUCUGACCAUCGUCACCGCUGCAGAAUCUGCACUGCAACAAGUCACAGGGACGUUCGGAAGAGAGGUUACCCUGCCCUGCCAAGGCACAGCCACAUACAGGCGGGUGUACUGGCAGAAGAGUGAGCCCCCGAGCACCAGGGAGAAAGUGGUGAAUGCUCGCUGCCUCCCUUCAGAGCCAUGCUUGGAGCUUGUUGACCCUGCUUAUGCCAACCGCUCUGAGAUCCUCGCCAACAGCACCACAGGGAAUUUCUCCCUGCUGCUCCGUGAUCUCGUCGUGGCUGAUGAAGGGGUGUACAAAUGCAUCCUCCAGAGCAAUGGAGUCAUCUCUCAGAGAAUGGUCAACCUCAGUAUCGAAGCUGAAUACAGCCAGCCAGAAGUGAGGCAGUUGCCCCUUGAUGAUGUCCGGACCGGUAACACGGUGAACCUGAUCUGCACCUCCUCGAGCGGGUAUCCCCUCGCCACACUCCACUGGGUUAAAGAGAGCACUGGGGAGGCCCUCGGCAAAGGCCACAAUCUCACCAGCUACAGCCAGGACCACUGGAGGAUGUACCAGUUAUACAGCGAGCUGCAGCUCCCGGUGGAUCAUGGCCCCAUCUCCUGUUUGCUCAGGACCCGGAGGGGCAAGGUCCUGCCCUCUGCCCAAUUCACGGCAGCCAGCGAACGUCUGAAUUCAUUGGGUCAGACUGACGCCAUUCAUGGAGUGUCUGGGGGGCAACCAGGCUUCGGCCAGCUCAGUCGCACCGUUGUCAUCAUUAUCUCCAUCCUCGCCUGGAUCAGCCCCUAGACUCGAUGGUGAACUGGACCCAGAGCUUUCUGUCUCCUGUACCCCUCUCCUGUCCCUCACCACCCAGGCACCCUGGGGCAGACAGUGACUGAGGUGUGCCCUGCAUGAGGCUGUCACAUUAGUGGGGGGGUGGGGGUGGCUUCUGAGUCCAAUUACCCCCCCCCCACCUUCACAGAUUGACCCUCCUCCCAGGGAGAGUGGUCUCGGAGUUACGGAUUCCAGCAAUCGAUGUGAAUGGAGAGAGUACGCCAUAGCAGGGUGAGAGUACUUUAAACCAGAGUAAAGGGAGGAUUUGUGGUACCUCCUACACCUCCCCUUCUCUGGUCCCUACACCUCUCUCCUUCUCUGUGACCUCCUUCCCCCACAAGUGAAUCAUCUCAACAGACUGGUCCUCACCAUUGCCCAUUGUGGUUAGCGUGACACUUACAGCACCAGUGACUGGGAUUCAAAUCCCACAGCCGUCCCUGAGGAGCUUCCAAGAUCUCCCCAUGAUUGCGUGGGUUUCAUCCAAGCGAUGAAAGUCUCCUCAUACUUUGACGAUGUACAUGUUGGAGUUAGCCAUUUGUGGGCACGUUACGUGGGUGCUGGAAGCGUGGUGACACUGGCAGGCUGCCCAGCACAUUGUUGAUGCAAAUUCCUUAUGUUAGGCAGAGGAGGUGGAGCGAGGUGGGAGAUGGGUGAAGGAGAAGCCUGCCCCUUGGGCUGGUUCCUGAGCUGUGCUCCAGAUGGACCCAGUCCUCAGUGGAGAGACCUUCACUGCGGUUGGUGUAGGUUGUUGAAACUUGUGCCUGAACCACUUUGUAAAUCACUGGGGAUUUAUUGUCUCCCACUGGAUCACAUAACUUGUUUGGACUUUAUGUUUACGU